GCGCUCCGAUGACGACACUGGGAGAGGCGGUGCAGCUUUGCCACGUCGGUCUUGUAGCGCAUUACACUGUUGCUCCUCCAGCCCCAGACUAACUUUUAGAGACGUUUUAUGUUUACAAACGAGGUAAAAGCGAGCCUCCUGCGUCGCCGGUGCCGCUGUAACACGUACCCACAUCGGUGCAGUGUUGGAUACUGAAGCUGGAAGGCGGAGAAAUGUUCGCUGCUGUCUUGACUCGUCACACAAACUGACUGAUGCAUCCUCGUUCUGUUCAGUUGAGUCCCCCCGCAUGUUGUCGAUGUGGUUACAUGGUGGCUUGUUGAGAAGAACGGUAACUGGCGACCAUGCCAGGAGGUCGCAGGGGUCCCAGCAGACAGCAAAUAACGCGCUCCUGUCUGCCGUCCCUGCAGACUUUAGUUGGAGGUGCUGUUGGCAAUGGCACCGGGCUGAGGAACAGGAGCAGUGCCUCUGUGGGUCUAUCUGCCCCGCCUCUUUCUGCCCUCAUCACCCCAGAGCCGGUCCGCCACUCGAGGAUCCCCAAGCUGCCUCUGGACAGCAGCCUGCUGUUUGAGUUCCUGCUCUUCCUUUACCUGCUGGUUGCCUUGUUUGUCCAGUACAUCAACAUCUACAGGACAGUGUGGUGGUACCCUUACAGUCACCCUGCUGCCUCUACCUCACUUAAUUUCCAUCUAAUGGACUACCACCUGGCUAUCUUCAUCACUGUCAUGUUGGCCAGGAGGCUUGUUUGGACAAUUGUAUCAGAGGUGUCUCAGAGCAGCGGAGGGUGUCUGCUCCGCUACGUGGUACUGAUAACAGCUCGACUCAGCCUGCUGACCCUGUGUGGCUGGGUGCUCUGCUGGACGCUGGUCAAUCUUUGCAGGAACCACUCUGUGCUCAACCUGCUCUUCCUGGGAUACCCGUUCGGUGUGUACGUCCCGCUCUGCUGUUUCCAUCAGGAGGGAGGGAAAAGCCAAACAAUAGCAUCUGACUGUGAUUAUCCAGCUGACCACCAGCAGACCGACCUGACAGAGUCCCCGCUCUUUCGGCCACGCGACUUCCUUUUCCUUUUACGGGAAAACCUAAGAGAGCAGUUUUCCAGCCCCCCACACAUGCCCACGCACUCGUGCCCGGACACACCGGAGCUUAUUCGAGCAGAGGUGGAGGAGCUGAAAAGUGAUUUUAACAAGAGAAUCAAGGAAGUGCUAUUCAACUCUUUGUUCAGCGCUUACUACGUAGCCUUCCUGCCUCUCUGCUUUGUAAAAAGUACUCAAUACUACGACAUGCGCUGGUCAUGUGAGCAUUUGAUCAUGGUGUGGAUCAACGCGUUCGUCAUGCUGAUGAGCCAACUGCUCCCCCCCGGUUACUGUGACCUGCUGCAUCGCUCUGCGGCUCAUUUGGGCCGCUGGCAGAAACUGGAGCAUGGCUCAUACAGUAACGCUCCCCAGCAUGUGUGGUCAGAAGGCACCAUUUGGCCUCAGGGGGUGUUGGUACGACACAGCCGAUGUCUGUAUAAAGCAGUCGGACCCUAUAACGUGGCUUUGCCCUCUGAUGUUUCUCAUGCAAGGUUUUAUUUCCUGUUCCACAAGCCGUUGCGGAUCCUGAACCUGCUGAUCGGGAUCGAGUCCAGCGUGGUUUUAUACCAGUUAUACUCUCUGCUGCGCUCUGAGCGCUGGAACCACACGUUGUCCCUGGGCCUGAUUCUCUUCUGCAACUACUAUGUGCUUUUUAAACUACUCCGAGACCGCAUCGUUCUGGGCAAAGCCUACUCCUGCCCCCUCUCUACCAACAGUUCGGGGCUCAAGUCUCAGUAAAGCAUCAGCAGUGAGACUUUGCCCGUGAACCCUAGUGGCUGUGAGGGUCAGGAGACGGACUGUGAACUCAUAUUGUGUUUUGAUACGGUUCUAUUUUUAAUGCAAUGUUUAUAUUUACCUAUUUAAAGAAUAUUUUUAUUUUGUAUACUAUUUUGUGUUACACCGGGCAUUACCGCACUGACAACAUUAGCAUGUUGUGUUACGUUGUUGCUAGGCGACAGGGAAGUCGGGGAAUGCCUCGGGUGACUUUCACCAAAGAUAUUUUAAGUGCAAGCGGCCAAUCAUGGAUCGAACUUGGCUUCAGGCUGUCAGUCGGACGAGGUGUGAGCAGCCAGAGAUGAGAGGAGGUCGUUCCUGAGAUCCUGAUGGUUCUGUAACCUGUUUAAUCCCCCAGUUUUUAAUCUGGUCACAGGGGGGUUCUUAAUUCCAGCAGUUUGCUUUUGUUCCUAGAGAAAUAGUUUCUCAAGUUGUAAAAAAGAAAUGUGGUCAGUUAAUAUAAAUAACUCCUUCAUUGAUCUCAUCAGAGUGACCGACGCGAUGAAAACAGUCUGCUACGUUUUCCUCUUUUGGUGCAGAGUUAAACACAACCGAGUAGAAAUUGAACCUUCAGCGUUUAACCAAAUGCAGAUAAAUCAACCAGGUUCAGUUGCAUCUGGGUGGGUUGGGCAGCUUUUUUAUUUUUCUUUAUUUAGAUGGAGUCAAACUAAACCAACUGGUUUUCCCAGCUUCAAAUUCACCACAAACGCCCUGUGAGUAUUGACUUUUCUAAUUAUUAGUAUUAUUUUAAUUUUGAGCAGAGAAAAGGGUAGAUCAUAGGUCCUAAAUGUUGAAUCUUUUCCUGAAGAAACUAUUUUUUAUGCGGCAUUUCACUAAAUGUGUGUUUCCUGCUGGAACACAUCUGAAUAACGGUCUUCUGGAGGAGAAAAAACAGUCAUGGAGCAGGAGUUCAUCCGAAACAUGAGCUGGUGCGUCUCGAGGACCAUGAAUGAGAGAACCGGGUUAGCAAAGAAAUAUUUCAUUAAGCAUUUUUGGAGAACAGUUGGGAUAGGAAGAGCUUAAAAUUUGUAAUUUUUCAUCUACGUUUAAUAUCUCUCCAACUCUGUAGCAGAUCGUUGAGUCGCUGUUUAAUUAAUUUAUAUCCAUUUUUAAUUUGGAUGCAGAAAACGUGGCGACUAGUGAUCCUUCAUAUUUACAGUUUUAGCCAUGGUUGAAGAGGCGAGUUUACUUUGUUUAGUCUCAUUUUGAGACAUCCUCGUGCCUCAGGUGUUUUAUUUCUGCCUUAGUUAAAAUGGAAAGUGCUACGAAUUACCACUCAAACCUGACUCACUGUCAGAUUAAAAAGACCAAAUUAAAUAUCCCCAAAGUCUAUUGAGUUCCAGAAUAUUUUCUAGGUUUUCAGUUGAGUUGUUUUGGAUAAACGUUCUCUUGAAAUCAGACUUUUUCUGCUUUCUGACACUCCUUUUUCUGCUCUUUGGUGAAUUUCUCCAUCUAAGUUCUUCUGAGUUGUGUGGGUACUUUUUUGUAGUUGAACCCAGCCAGCCUUAAGAGCACAGAGACUGAAGCGUAGGUUUUGACUCAUUUGUGGUUUCUUUAAGUUUAUCCUAUCAGGAAAUUUCACAUUUUAAGACGUGCAUUUAAGCCCAGCCUCUGAGUUAUUUAGACUGUUGUUCUCUUUGAUUUGGUCGACGCAUCUGAGGAGUACAAAUUCAUGACCUCGUUCCCCUGACUUCAAUUUAAUCUCAGCUCACAUCAGAUUUAAAGGGAGGAUUGGAGUUUUGCUCAGUUGUUGUAAAGUGAAAAAAAGCUGUUGUGAUUUUUCUUUUGACUGUGCCAUGUUCCAGGAUCAGGGUCCGGACUCAUGGUUAUUACAUUUGUCAGUGGCGGUAAAGUUAGUAGACAUAUCUCAGCAUUUGACAGUAUUCAUCUUCCAAACAUCAUUUCUGGGUAUUCUGACAUCUGAAACAAAAUAAACGGUGUUUAACAGA
This is a messenger RNA of Nothobranchius furzeri (turquoise killifish), 3793 nucleotides long. RefSeq names its product transmembrane protein 39A (gene tmem39a). The record is from RefSeq and is a predicted model, not a curated record. Gene Ontology annotation, cellular component: endoplasmic reticulum membrane. NCBI's taxonomy places the organism in Eukaryota, Metazoa, Chordata, Actinopteri, Cyprinodontiformes, Nothobranchiidae. Gene Ontology annotation, biological process: negative regulation of autophagosome maturation; negative regulation of autophagosome assembly.